Varanus komodoensis (Komodo dragon) is the source of this 2058-nucleotide messenger RNA. RefSeq names its product metal transporter CNNM4-like. Gene Ontology annotation, cellular component: plasma membrane. Lineage: Eukaryota; Metazoa; Chordata; Lepidosauria; Squamata; Varanidae. Bases 1 to 2058 code for a protein of 685 amino acids. The transcript is spliced from 7 exons. Gene Ontology annotation, biological process: magnesium ion transport; magnesium ion homeostasis. The record is from RefSeq and is a predicted model, not a curated record. Gene Ontology annotation, molecular function: sodium ion transmembrane transporter activity; magnesium ion transmembrane transporter activity.
AUGGAGGAAAGCCGCAUCCAGCUUCGGAUUUAUGGCCAGGGCAUCCAUGAGCGUAUCUGGAAGAUGGUCUACUUUGCUGAAAUGUCUGCCUUGGAGACUGCAGCUGGUGGUCCAAGGAAGGAUCCUUGCUCCGAAAAGACAAGUGAUUUGGUGGUGGAACCCUACAGUCUGGAUGUACGGGAUACUUCUGCAGUGCUGUCUGUGAUGGUCCAAACUCUGCGGAAGAACAUCCGCUACAAAAGCUACAUGAUGUGUCUUGGAAAUAGUUCUCGGCAGGCACAGCGCUGGCUCAAGAACCCCGAUCUGUUCCUUCGCGUGGUUGAGGGGAAAACAUUGGAGUUGCCUUUUUGGCUCGAGAUCAUCUUAAUAUUUUUCUUCCUGGGGCUCUCGGGCAUGUUUAGCGGCCUCAACCUGGGCCUGAUGUCUCUCGACCCAAUGGAACUCCGCAUCGUGCAGAACUGUGGCACACCCAAGGAGACGAAAUACGCCACCAUGAUCGAGCCCACCCGCAGGAAGGGCAAUUACCUGCUUUGCUCUUUGCUGCUUGGCAACGUCUUAGUCAAUGCCUCUCUCACCAUAUUGAUUGACCACAUUUUGGGGGAAAACCUGGUGGCUAUCGUGAUCUCCACUUUUGCCAUUGUCCUCUUUGGGGAGAUAAUCCCACAGGCCCUCUGCUCCCGACACAGCUUGGCUGUGGGAGCCAACACCAUCUUCAUCACCCGGUUUGUCAUGUUGCUCACUUUCCCUCUGUCAUACCCCAUCAGCAAAAUCCUGGACUACAUGCUUGGCAAGGAAAUGGGGACCAUGUACAACCGGGAGAAACUGAUGGAGAUGCUGAGGCUGACAGAGCCCUACAGUGGCCUCCUGAAGGAAGAGAUGAAUAUUAUCCAAGGGGCCCUGGAGCUCAGGACAAAGACGGUGGAAUGUGUCAUGACCCCGCUCCAUGAUUGCUUCUUGCUGAACAGCGACGCCAUCCUGGAUUUCAACACCAUGACGGACAUCAUGGAGAGCGGCUACACCCGCAUCCCCAUCUACGAGAAGGAAAGGCCUAACAUUGUUGACAUGCUGUAUGUCAAGGAUCUCGCCUUUGUUGACCCUGACGACUGCACCCCACUCAAGAUCAUCACCAAAUUUUACAACCACCCAGUUCAUUAUGUCUUCCACAAUACCACGCUGGAUGCUGUGCUUGAGGAGUUCAAAAAAGGUAAAUCUCACCUGGCUGUCGUCCAAAAGAUGACGGAGGUUGAGCAAGACCGUGUCUGUGAAGUGGUGGGUGUGAUAACCUUGGAGGAUGUCAUUGAGGAGAUAAUCAAUUCAGAGAUCCUGGACGAAUCGGAUAUCUACACCGACAACCGCACCAGAAAACGAGUCACCAGCUCAAGGAAAUGGGACUUCUCUGCCUUCAAGGGCAAUGACAGCGAAUCAAAGCUCUCUCCUCAGCUCCUCUUGGCUGCACACCGCUUUCUCUCCACUGAGAUCCUACACUUUUGCCCUAGCCUCAUCUCUGAGAAAUACCUCCUGCGCCUCCUGAAGCACCGCGAUGUCACUUGUGAGCUCAAAUUAGAUGAGGGGAACAAGGAUGCCCCGGGCAAUUACCUGUACGAGAGGAGUAAGCCGGCCGACUAUUUCAUUCUCAUCUUGCAGGGGAUGGUGGAAGUGGAGGUUUGCAAAGAAAACAUGAAGUUUCAAAAUGGUCCUUUCUCAUACUAUGGGAUGAGCUCCAUGGCCUGCCUGAGCAGUGUGAAUCGCAUCAGCUUUGAACACGUGAUGCCCAUCCUCAGUGGCAACAUCAGCACCAACCAGGUGUUCCCCAGCACCAGCCCACAGUAUGUUGCAGACUUCACUGUCCGUGCCGUCACUGACCUUCUGUACCUCAAGAUCACACGGACUCAGUAUCAGAACUGUCUGAUGGCCUCACUGGUAGACAGCAACACCAGCGAGAACCAGCCCUCUGAGACCCCCUCCAUCCUCAGGAAGCCUGACCUCCUAAUCCCUUCCCAGGGCUCAGUCGGUGUCUUUCAGGCCAACGGUCAAGGAGAGAAGUCUGUGUCCAAAUGA